GGGCGGGGCGCGCGACGGCUGCAGGGGGACGUGAGGCCCGUGAGGUCCGUGCGGCGGUGGCGGGCGCGCGGCACGAGGAGCGUGUGGCGUGGCACGGCACGGCACGGCGGGCGGGGCCGGCCGGCUGGAAUGGGCCUGGCUGCGGGAGUGAAUAGCAGCGGGAGUGAAUGGCAGCGGGGAUGGCGGUUUCCCAUCAGUGGUGUGUCGGGAGGGCGGCAGGCAGCGCCGCUCUGCGGGGCUCCGUGCUGAAGAGACGUUUGUGUGGGGGCAGGCGCUGGCCUACGGCGCUGUUCCCCGCGGGCUGCCUUCCCGCGCUUUGCCGGGGCCGGCGGUAACCGCUGUGGUGGUUAUUGCAGUCAGCAGCUUUCCUGCCCGACCCAUUACCGGUGGUUCGCGUGCUGCCAGGCUGCGGUACCGCAGGGGUGUAUUUGCACGAGAUAAAAAAAGGAGUAGCAUCCUUCCCAAGCCCUGAGCCGUGAGAAGCUCCCUGCCCAGAACUGAACGGACAGCUGCAGUGCAGGGUGGAGGUGCUCAGGUAGCACAACAAAAAAAGUGGAUGACUAGGAGAACAGCCAUUUAUGAGAAAAGUUCUGCCCUGAAUCACACUGACAUUGGAGUUGGCUGAUCAUGCACAGGUAAGUAGACAUUUCCUUCUUCACAAGUUUUUGGUUUUUUUAUUUAUUUUUUAAAUCCUGUUAAACACAUGUAACCAAUAGCUUUCAUCUUUCCCAUGUGCUUUCAGAAGCAUCUGGUCUGUGAGACAUUACUCUAGCUGACAGUUCCUAUUUUUCAGAAGCACUCAUACAAACUUUCCAGUUCAUGCCAGCCUGACAGGAUGCUGCCGCUGCAGAUGCAAGCAGACCAUGACCUGGGACAUGCAGAGCUUCCACUGAUGCAUUCAGUAAACCCAAUAGUGUAGUUUGCUCCUGCUCUGUGCUAGAUUUGAAAGUAGGAUUGUGUCCCCGUGGUCUGUUGUAUGUCAGCUACUUCAGCCUGAAAAUAAGCAGUAUGUUCCAUUAUCAAGCCUCAGAACACAGUGUAUUUCUUUAGCAUAAAAAGCUGCUCUGAAGUGCAAUAGGACUAGACAGGAAAUGCUUGCAACAUCAGAAGUCAGAUUUUAUUCAAUCACUCUCAAAACUGCAGUUUAAUUUGCAUUUUAAGAAGGUGUUAAGUAGUGGCACACAAAUUGAAACAGGACCAGCUAGAACAUAAACUUGGAACACAUCAGCUACUGCUGUGUAACUGCCCAAAUCUUUACCAAGGGUAAUUGUAAGAAUGUCCGUUUUUUUUUGUCAGAGUAAGCCAAAUUGAACUUAGAGCUAGGUUAGAGCACAUCUGUUUCAUGACAGUUGUCUGAACACGAUACACUGAAAUGCACUCAAGUUCACCAGUUCAUUGGCAAUAUUGUUAUGAGGCUAUGUUGCAAUUAACCAUCACCAGUGUUGUAGUAGGUGUAGUUUACCACACCAGCUGGUAAAGCUGUUAAAAAAAAAAAAAACAAAAAACUCAGGACCCACUUCCACCUUUGACUUCAGUACAUCUCAAGAUGGGUUUCUGUUUGUUUGAAUAAAGGCAGCCUGAAUACCGGAACUCCCAACAUCAUCUCAUAAUCUUUGCUGCCAGUUCCAACAGCAGGUUUCAAAACACCAUUAAGUUCUGCAACUAAUGAAGCAAUACUACAAAAAAGUGUGUCCUUUGAGAUUCAAGGGCUUGCAUUUACUUGCAGUCUCAAACGUAUGUAUUAUUUCCACGGACCACUUCUCUACAUAGGAGAGUGACAUGCAAGCAUACCUGCAUCCCAUGUCUGUUGGCUUUGUCCUUUUGCUGCCGUGUCUGGUUUUGCCAUUCCAACUGUCCAUAUCAUAGCAGCUAGAAGAAAGAGAGCAAGUUAUCAGCUGCUUAGGACACUAGUCACUGUAUCUCAGAGCAGUUAAGUAUUUAGCUAUUGAUGAAAACAUAAGCACUUCCCCCUGUAAAUGCUACUGGCCCUCAGUUUGUUUCCCUAGUUCCUUAGAAGGAGAGGUCAGAGCAAGUUAAGACAGUGCAUCUGUUCAAUUUUUAAGAGUCUCGGAGCACAAGUCAUUAUUGUCUUCACUAUAGGCUGAAGAAAGCAAAAAUACAAAACAAGGGUCCUCAUCUCCUUUGUUCAACUCCUGGUUUCUGUCUCCUCUGUUCAGAGGGAACAGUUGCACAGCAAAUGAUGCUAGUACAAAUGUAACCAGAGGUUAAGUUGGAUGGUGUACUCCUCCUCUUCUGCUAAAGGUAAACCACACAAGCAAAGGAGACAGUGGAGCUCAGUGCCAGUUUUCUCUCUGCCUUUUCCUUUGUUGUUAUUUUUCCUGUCAAAAUAUGGGCAAUUUCUGUUUUGGUUCCAAGAACAACUGAAGAAUGUUUGUGAGUUUAUUCUUGAGAUCCCUAAUUUAAGAAGGGAUACAAGCCAUUCUGAGAUCAGUGGAAGGGAACUCAAAUCAACUUUUUAUUUAAGUGUACAUCAGUCUUCCUGUUUUCACUGAGGCUAAACUAAACUAACAAACAAAAGAGCCAAGGCAAACAUAGUGUCUGCUAUUUCAUUACAAGUUCAGCCAACGUGAUGUUUUUACAUCUAGAGAUAUCCAUGGAAUGUGGUCUUGCAAUGGAGACACUGAUGUUCUGCACCAGAACUUGUGGUUCAGUAUUUAUUAUUUGCUGAAUCACAUUCUCCUUUAAGGAAACUCUUAUACGUUAACUAAAACAUCUGGGAGACUUCAUCUAGGUUGUCUUGGGCCAAUCUAACAGAAUCUCAAAUGAAAUGGACUUAUGUUUCACUUCCAUUCCAAGCUGAAGCCUCUACUUAGAGCACAAAAAACCGUAACAGCCAAGUUGUAGGCACCCCCAGCAUGGCACCCAAUGUUUGGAAAUACCCUUUCAUCUUAAAGAUGUAAUGGAAGUCAUUGAGGUCCAUGAAGCACUUGAGCCUCGAUCCUGGGAGUCCUAAGUCUCCCAUCUUCUACCUAACCUAAUCUUAAGCAUACAAAUGCCUUUGUGGAUAAGGGCACAGGACAUGAUCACAGCUAAGUAGCCUACAAAAGCCAGCAAAGGGAUGACUGAUUUUGUUUGCAGAACAAUAUUUUAAUAGAGCCACUUGAAGGGAGCAGCCACACAAUACAAAAACAAAGCAAGGACAUUCUAAGCACUCUCAUCUGUACUGUGCACAGAAGAGAAAGCUACAGGAAAAGAUGGAACCUCUUUAAACACUUAAGGUACGUCUGUAAGGUAUAUGCAAAAGGAAUAUGGGUACUGAGAGGGCAUCAUCUAACUGAAUAACUUUGCAAACACUGCUGUCCACACAAAGCUUUUGUAUGCAGAACAAAGAGGCACGUUCUGGAGUGUAUUCAUGGAAAGACAAACUGACUUUUGAACGCUUCAGCUUCACAAGGCAAACCUGUCCCUGCUGCAGCUAAUUACAGUUAAUACCAUUAUAAGUGAUAAAGAAGGCCUGCCACAAACAGCGUGUUAUAGGACAUAAAUGCACACCAAUCUGAGGGCAAGGAAGUAACUAAAAUAGUGCUUAUUGAUUUGACACAGAAGAAGGCUGCAAGUUUAAUGUGGUUAAAAACAUUAAUAUUCUAAUCUUACUCACAGGAAUAUAUUAAUGCAGGAAAAAUGGGUUCGUUUCUUUCCUGUGCAGUUUCUACCAGCAUUCUCAGUGGCCCCUUAGGACAGAGAACAGCAAUCAGAUCUGCAAAGAGAAAGGGGCCAGACAAUCUCAUCUUAAGCUGUAGCACAUUUUACAUUCCUAAUACUUGGAAAAACUAUUCCUCCCUCAUACUGGCAUCUGUCAAUACUUACUGGAUGACUUCCUGAAUGGAGUUUUCUGCCACACUGUGAAAUUCUAGCUGCUAGUCUCUAAAGAUGUGUUUCACUUAAAUAUCAUCCUCAAGGCUUAAUAUAACAAUAAGAAUUUUCAUUGUGUAAAUACUUAAAAAAUAAAAAACCCUCUUGAGAGCACAUUGUUUCUAUGAAAGUAGAUGACCAGAUUACAUAAAAUAGUUAAUUUAGAGAAGGACUGAGGGUACUUCAUGUUCUACAAUCUGUUACUACAUACACCAAGUCUAUUUUCCAGGUGAAUCAAGCCCUUUGGUCCAAUUCCUCUUGGCUUACUCUCUCUCUCUGUCAUAGCUCCUCACCAAUCUUAAUGUUACCUUGCAGAUACCUCCUGUUCUGCAGGUUCCCUUCAGACUUUUAACUCAUACCAAAAUCUCUGAUUUCUUCAUAACUGGUAAUUGAAGCCUGCAAGACUAUCAGGUUGCUACUGAUAAAAAUCCAACCAUCCCUGCCAACCAAUUAGAUGUGGUUCAGUACUUCCUCAAAUCGGCAUUCCAGUCUAACGAAGGAAAGACACAGUAGAAGUACUGUAACUACACGAACAAGUGAACAAGAGACAAGUCAGGGAAUGAACUUAACUGCCCACCUGCCUCUUUCUAAAGCUAUAAGCAUGAUAAAAUAAUUUUCUGAAUUACAUGUACUGCCCUGAGAUUGCCACAGAGUGCUUUCUCCCUGAGCCUUGAGAUUCACAACCUGGACUUACCAUAAAUUGAGAUUGCACCUAGAAUCACCCAUGCUGACCACUCAGGUAGAUAUUUAAUGAAAACCAGUGCCAUCAGAGCACUGAUCAUAAUGAGAUAUGCUUGCUGGAGCUGCAAGGGACCUUUCCAGUGGAUGCAAAUCAUUCCAACAGCUCCAAAAUUCCAGAUGAUUAAGAUAACUGUGGGGUAAUCCAUGGCCACGUUGUAUGUCUUCAACACUUCACUGGAAUACAAGAGGGAAAUUCAGCUGAGCAAAAAAAAGUAACAAAAAACCUGAGACAAAAAGCAUCUUACUAGCUGGAGUUAAACAAGCGUCCUAUGACACCAAAAGGAAGCAGGACAGAAGCAGGCCUCAUCACAAGAGGAGAACCUGCUUUGCAACCAACUGGUGUUCUUAACUCUCUGUUCCCUGUGCAGGAGAUGGGCACCCUAUGUGUACAGACAAGGACCACGCUGCCUUAGUCCUGAGAGGAUUCCAAGGAUUUGAGCAGGCCAGAUUUCAAGAGUAGAUUUAACAUAGGCUAUAUGACAGUCUUUAGCUAGGAAAUCAAAUACAAGUAAACCCACCAGAACUAUGAUGUUCAAUACUGAAGAUGAAUUAGAAAUAUAUAAGCUGCAAGUUAAAAACUUUAUUCUUUCUAAGCUUGGAGGCAGUGAAAUGAGCUUGAAGGGAUACAGCUUGAGGAUAAAGUGAGACAAACCAGAGAACCAGCUUAGCACAUCAAGUUCCUUUGCACUUGGUUCUCAGAGGCUACACACAAACUGACAGCAUGUACUGGGAACCUCCACCUAACCAGUUUGUUGUGACACCUCUUAAAACAGUUGAAGGAUGUUGGCAAUUCAUACCUAUAUUUCCUGAGAGUUAUUAUCAAUGCACCUCUGUACAACAAGGUUCAGUCAGUUUACGUUAUGCUCUCUGUAUCACUUCCCAGUGAAUUUUGUAGAGCAUGUACUGUAAAAAUCAGGCAUUGUCCAUUAAAGACCUAGUCUUCAGGUCAGUUUGUAGAAGAGGAAAGACAUUUUGUUCAUGAAGUUGGGGGUUUUCUUUGAAGAGGUGAAAGAGUUAGUUCUGAACUGCCAGGUUACCUGCAACAUCUCUACUUACCCGAGAUAUAUGUAGGUGAAGAGGAACAGCAACAUAAAAGAGGACAGGAUUAGCCAACCAUGGAUGAACUAUUAAGGGUAAAAAAAGACAGUGACUGAAGGGGCUAUUCCUCACUGCAGUUUGCAGCUCCGCAUGCACUACUGACAGAACUUUGCAUUGUCCAACCUCCUUUUUUCACUUUACCAGUUUCCAAAGACCCUCCCCGCAGCUGGUGAAGGAGGAGACACAGCCAGUUGCUCCAAGUUCUCCCUAACUCUUUCAUUCUACAUUCCAUCCUUCUCAUCCACUGGCACCUCCACAGGCAAGAAUAAUACUAACUCAGCUUGUCCAGAAUUUCACACAGCGUGUACAAGAUUUCAGAGAAGGCAUUUGCAGCUAACAGUACAACUCAGUCCAUAAAUACAAGCUGCCAAAUUUUUUGACUGUGUGGAGAAUACUCAGACCUGACUAGCACAAGUAACAAGCCUUGUUUUAAUAUCCUAACAUUUGUGGCAAAAUAACACCCUGGGGCACAGCUCUACCACUGCUAGCAAAGGCUUCUGUACGAUGAGAUUGCUGCCAUGACUAAGUUGUACACUGGCCCGUGUGGUGGGUGCCUUAAUUUCUCACUGACGUGUGAGCACUUGAACAUACUUACAGAAUACGUGUGGAGAAGGCUCUGUCAUGAAUGCUUUACCUUAUAGCAGCGGUAUUUAUAAAGCACAACUAAGAACACGGUCAUUACAACGAUGACGCUGAUCAUUAUGAUAGUGUUCAACACUGAGUUCAAGAGACGCUGGCCCACGGAUGGGGUGUCCUCACUGAAAGGGGUGUAGAUCCUGUGGUAUAAAGCAAAGCCAUGUAAAGUACAUACAUUCUCUUGUAAAUAAUUGCCCUAAGAUAAAAACAUCUGUGUGUAUAUGUGGGAAAGAAAGGGAAAUAUGACUGCCAAGGGCAGUAAACGUGAGAUGUAUCCUUUGAAGGGGCCGAGCUCCAGUUAAUUAUCAACUAAAGAUUAGUUGUUUUUAACAAAAGCUCGUUCCUGCAGAGCAGCUGUGGCUGGCACAGCUCUAAAGAAAAACUCCUAGAGCAUAAGCGAUUAAGUUUGGGAACUUCUCUCCGGGCCACUAAUUUUUACUUCAUGCCUCUGGACCCUCUUCACGAUAAUGACAAGGAUACAUCCCAGGUGCUGCUCUGCAAAGGGGACCCCUUCUGUUCACAUUUUGUAGCAGUGUUGUAGGCUGUUUUACUCCUUUUCAUCACAUCCUUCCCCUUCUUCUUUGGUUCCAUUUCUCUACCCACCAUGACAAGUGCAGUUAGAGCCCCAGGAACACUCUUGGGCACAAUCAGCAAGAGCUAGAUGGAAUUAUGUAUCCACACCAUGAGUCUUUAGGAAACAAAAAUGUCAUCAGGAAAUGAGACACUCAUCCAAAUGAACAUGCUAUUCCCUGAUUGCUGCCAGCCACUGAGUGAACAGACUAGGAGUUAAGCCUAGGUCUCUUAUACCGCAGUAUGAAGCAACUUCAUUACUAUGCUACUCACAGGCUAAUGCCUAAUGACAGCACUAAUGAAUCAGUGUAACGCAGGUACAGAAAAAAAAACUUACUAAAAGUAUGCUGCGUUCAUCUUUGUAAGGUCUUGGUAUGCUUACACAGCCACCUUCAGCUGUGUAAAGGCUCCCCCAGCCUGCCAAGAAAGCACUCUGCGUACACAGAUGUGUGUGCAUGGAACAUAUGUGUAACACUAGGGAUCCUAUGUACUCAGAGGCUGUUUUGAAGACCCCACUUACAGCUGCCCGUUUUUCUCCGUAUAGAAGCGCACUGACUUUAUGGUGGCGACGACAACAAUCAUACAAAGGGUGACAGGCACAAAAAGCAUGAUUACAUGCUUUGCUCCAUAUUUCAGAGUCAGCUCCUCCUCUUCAUUCUCCAAGGCACUCUCUCUCACUCGAACAUCCGAGUCAGAUGCAUCCUCAUCAGCAACAUUGUUAGGGCUACGGCUGCUGCCUGUUUGCCUCUUCUGAAAAGAAAAAUUAGUAAAUAUGUAAGACUUUUUCCUUCAUGCUCCAAGGUUCAUUCCAUCACAUUGGCUGAGGCUUCUGUGGGCAACCACAGCACACCAACUUGUUCCUAAUAAGACGGUACCAACUGAGCAAUGCAACUAGAAAUUCCAUUACAGACAGGCUGCAACAGAGGCUUUAAAAAAGAACCAUGAAUAUCUGAGGGCCCCUUCAAUGCAUAUAUGGAGAGACUGACACAUGCAUGUGAAGGACAGGGCGCAGAGAACUGGGAGAGAAUAAAUUUUAUCUAAGGUAGUAUAAGCCCAAGCAAUUCCUGCUCCCACAGCAGCACUGUGCUUGCUUUAUCAUGCUGCUUCACUAGUGGUAGGACUAGAUUUUUUUCCAACACUUCUGGCAACACAAAAAUGCUGGAAAGGAUAUCCUGCAAGAGUCAUCUGUACAUCAGGUCCUGAUUAAAAGCUUGUAUCUUUACCAAAAGGAAGGAAAGGGGAGGAGUAUCUAUGAGGAGUAAAAGGGGGGAAAAGUCACAGCGGAGGAAAUAGAAACAGGCAUUACAGCUGCUGGCCAAGGGCAGCAGUAACACAGGCUAAAGCCAAUCCUAGAAGCCAAACUGCUGAGAGGGACUGAGGGGGUAAAAGGACUGCAUUUACCCUCAUAACCCACUUCUUCACACCCAAGAAGGGAGCAUACAUACCCUAUGUGUCUGUGCUUCCCUUGUUUCUGAGGCUUGCAGACCAUCCUGGUAGGAAGGUACUGGAGGGCUCUCUGCAGACAUCAGAGAUGUUCUCUCAUUACAGGGCUCAUCCUCACUGUCCGAGUUGUUCAUGAACGUGAUCAUCGUCGUUUUCACAGGGAGCACUCAGGAGGAGCUCAGCCAAGCACUGCACAAGACUGAGAGGACAAGGGAAGCCAAAAGAAAGAGAAACAGUAAAUACUGCAGCGCAAACAAGUGGAAGCCUGAAAAAGAGGCACAAUUUCAGCAGGCAGGCUGUGCAACUCCUAGUUGUUGAUUUUAUCUGCUGUCACAUCAGACACUACAAUCCAUUCAGUUAAAAUCAUUUGCAGUUAGGGAGAACAGCAAACACAGCACUGACCCAACUGGACCUGGUCAACUUAGCAUUUUUUCCUCUGCCACAGCUUUUAUAGUUUCUGCCUCUGUGCUUUGCCUCUCCCAUUAGCACCCUAACAUUCACAAAGGAGGUUCCUCAGUGCUUAAUAUUUGCUUUGCAUGAGCCAAACAACACUUCACUUCAAAUGCUGGCUGACUGCUAAACAAGUUAGAGAGCUCGGCUCUUGCACAACACUCCUACAAGCGUUAGCAGGUAGCAGAAGUUUCCUAGUAACCUGGAGCCUCAGCUUUACAUAAGCCACUAAGCAGGAGCUACAUGCUGUCUUCCCUGUUUUGACUGUUGAUUAACCAGACGAAUUUCAGAAGCAGUUCUUCUCUUUGUCUAGGAACUGUGGAGAAAAGAAAGGGAAAGACCUGAUCUUUAAGUGAGCUGCUUCUUUCCCACUCCCUUAUGUUGCUUUGUGCUUAAAAGCAAAACUACCUGGAUGGGCCACAACUUGGAGCGCAGAAGCAGAGGCUGGAAAUUUUUGGCCUCUUUCCACCUAUUGCUGUGUAGAAUAGCAAAGAAAGGAGUGGCACAGUGCAGAAAGCACAGGAACAGCUGGUUUUUGUUUGCUUAGUUGUUUACUUGUUUUGUUUUUAAGGCACCAGAGAGAAGAGGUGCACUCUGCCCCUGCUAAGGCUAAUACAGAACAGCCUUAGAGCUAUGAUUUCAGGAAGCUCUUAAGAUAGGUGAUAGCAGAAACUCCUUUUAUCACUUAUUAAGUCAGCUCAGCAUAGCAGCAGCAGUAAAUAAGGAUACUUCAGACACCUGAUUCUCAGCCACCUAUCCAUAAGCAAAGCCAGACCACUAAUCCAGCUCAGAGGUGGAAGCUGAAGAAGCCAUGUGACUUGGACACAGUCCCAUCUGAAUCAAGCACUUGCAGGCCAACCAGUAGAUUUCGCUGUCUACCAGCUAGCCUGAGAGGUCAGAGUAGAUGCCUUGAAGCUCCGUGACAGAUUCUUGCUUCUCAUUAAAGAAACUAAAAUUCACUUCAAGGGAUGGAAAGAGGGAGGAGUGUGAGAUUCCGCUGUCUCUCACAAAACCCUGAGCACAUCUAGCACCUUCAAGAUAUUUUAGAAAGCAAACUUCAUUCCGCCCAAGCAAAGAAUUUUCAGACAACUGUUCCUCCCCUGCCUUCUCUUCGAGCCUUUUUCCUCUCAUUUUGUUCCUCUUUCAGUGAUAAAAAUUGUACGUUUAUGGGAAACAAAUGCAGGGACAGCCCUGAAAGCAGGCCUGUCAGCUUUACAGCGAUACCAUGUUCUUUCUGAGCGAGCUCCCUAACUCCUACAUUUUUGUGCUGAUUUUUUUCUUACUGAGGCAGAAAUCUCCACUCGCCAGUGCUUAACACGCUAUUCCCACUCAGCAUGUGGAGGCUCACAGAUCACAGCUGAGAGCCCAGAUUCUGGUUCAGUUGGAAGACUUAGGCCUUCUUUAAAGUUGUACACACACAUAACGCACAGUCAUUCAAGCGUAACAUACUUCUGGACCUGCCUACAGGUUAAAAUAUGCAUGCCAUGGGAUUCAAAGUACUUAAAACUGUGAGCUGUGAAAUUUAAGUAAUUCUUAGAACUUCCUGCUAGCGUCAAGAAACCUGGGAAGGGAAAAAAGAUAAUUAGAUUUUACUCUUUCAUAGUUUGGGACCACUAUUCAGGUUUUAACAACCCGACAAAGAUAUUAAAGAUUUUUUUCUCCCAACGUUUAAGACACCGCAACACAACUGAGCAAAGCAAUGCUGCAGAUUUCAGAAGGGGAAGCCAAUAAGCUUACUUUGCACAUCACAGUCACGCCAUGCCCACUGGAAGAGUUGAGAACAGACAGCAAAAAUAUUCCAUUAAUUACUAAACCUCAUGAUCACUUAGAAAAAGAGUCUCAUGUUGUAAGAUGGGCAGACAUUUUUAUGCUGGACAGAUUCUGUUAUUCACUCUCAGAAAGGACCACGGCAAAGAUAUAACAAUACUUCCAUCAGCAGGCAGACUCACACCUGAACUCUGCUUUACCACCCCUUGUUUACUGUGCUCUGCUUUCAGCAAGAGGUGAAACCAUCCCCAGAGCAUUAAGGAUUUUGCUGGUGCCGCUGGCCCUCGACAAAUCCUUUCAACAAAUCCUCUAAAGUUGUACUCACAGCUGCCUUAAAGUGACCUAAAUCUGUGUUACUGCCAAAGGGGCUGUCCCACCAUCCUCAGCUUCUAGUGCAAACGUCAGGUGCUCAUCAGAAAUCCAGUUCUUCUGAAGAGACAACGGGCAUUUGUUGUCCAUGGUUUUUGCAGAGCCAGGUUUCAGCAGGACUGGCACCCACGCUGGCUCCCGAGCAGCCCCAGUGCCAGUGCCCACAGUAAGAAACAAGUGCAGGGCCAAGGAAGGGACUUGGAUGAAUGGCUUACAGAGGCGGGAACCCUCUGCUGCACCACUGGCCCCUUAUGAGUCAGUCUAAUGCCACCAUUCAUUCAUCCAAGCUACACUACAAACUGGCACCGAGGCUGUGCUGACUGCCACGCAGAGCUUUGGUUUAAGCAGUCUCUCCUUUAAGGAAGGAAGGGCAGACCUGCCUGGGAACUCUCACAAUUGCUCCCUGAUCGUAGACUGAGCAAGGGGAAAGGAGAGAAAGCCUCUGCCCAAGGAUCUCACUUGAAGAACGGGAAGGAAGCCAACAAAGCACCUGACAACCAAAACCACACACUCUUCUGAUACUGCUUCUUUGGAUAAACAAAUAGAAAAGGUCUUGCAGAUAUGCUUUCUGCCUCCCAAGGAUGCUGUAUCUAUAUUCACACAACUAAAGAGCGUUGUCUACCAAAGGACAGGAACAACAAGUGCCAGUCUUUGAAUUUACUCCAUAAGUCACAGGUAUCGGGCAAGGUUUUCCUCUUUCCCUCUGUGGACAGAUACAGACUGUUAGGACACAUUCAAAAACCAUAUGAUGUUUAAGAGCUAAAAGACCAAACUCAAAAAAAAAAAAGUGGCAAAGAUGAAAAGGGACAAAAAAAAACCAGGUCAGUAGUUGAGUACUGCUUUUAAUGGAGCAGCUGAGGUGGGACUGCAGCGAGUCCUGCUUUAGGCAGCCCUGUGAAGCUUACAGGGAGGUGUGAGUUACUGUUUGUCUCUUGGCAGGUAAUGCUUUGUGCGAGGGACCGCUUUCCUCUGGUGUGGUAAAAUAGCCUUCUGGAUGUCACUGAGACCGGGCCCACUCACACGAGCAUCAGAAUCCAGCCUUGGCCUGCCUUUUAUUUGCGUGCUGCUCUGCUGCAGCAAACCCAAAUCCUUCGCUUUGUGUUUCAUCCGGCAUAAAAAAAAUACCAAUGUAAAACACAGCACAAAACAGCUGCUGCUGCCUGGCAAAACAUUUAAACUCUCGAGCAGAGCAUUAAACUCCUGCUUAAACAGGCUGUUCUCUUACAUGAUAAUUAGAUGGAGAGAAGCGUUUUCCUUUGCUGUACUUACAUCAAGAGCAAACCGGACUGACACUGACAGCCCGCUGUUCUAAGUUUCAGCCAUAACAAUCGCUGCUGUUGGUAAACACCAAGAGGAGGAAAACACUUGCAGAAAGCCCAAGUGAGAAACAGGAGAAAAGGCUUCCAGAUCCCUGCCAAUAAACAAAGCCAGGACGUGCGUGCUGCUACAGCCACAGUGUACUGGGAACGCAGCUCCCAGCAGACAGGAUCCGCAGUUGCCAUUCACGUUUCGCUUUGCCCCAGAGCGCAAAAACAACAGAACCGGAGGUGCUACAGCAAAGACCCGAAUCCCUCUCUCUGCUUUGUAAGGCUCACCAACGCUCUCUCUUCUUCCCAAGGGCACGGCGUGCAGGCGGCGAGCUGUGCGCUGCGCAGCGGGCUCAGCGUCCUCGUCCAUCCGAGCGCACGGCCGGCCGCAUCCAGGCGCGCCGUACGGAGCUGGCGGCGGGCAGCACAACAGAAGGCUUACCGAAGGAAGACGCGAGCUGGAGCCUUACGGCGCCCCGUGCCCAGCCGGGCGCACCUCGAGCUGCCGCUCCCCGCGCUCAGCGACCCGCGGCCCAACGCCACGUCCCAGCGCCGCUCCGGGCAGGCGUACCGCCCCGGAGAAAACACAGAUCUACGCAGUCACUUCCUUGAAGGAUCUCUCACAGAUAAUGUGAAGUAUGCCAGUUCCUCAAAACGCUGUGUGACAUCCUGCAUCACAGCUUUUUGAUUUGGGAGAUCGCAGUGCCUCACUGAAAUCUCAGGACAAAUCCUUCAGACAGGCUCAGGCCCCAAGAAGUCAGCAGACCUGUUCACAUGACUGAGAAAACUUUGAGUUAAUACCGCUCUCCACUGCCUGAAGCCAAUGAUAAAUCAAUAAGGACUUCAGCUGAAUAAGUGUUUCCCUCCAGCGGUCCUGCCGAGCAGCACAGAGCGAGCGAGAGAGCGAAAAAAAAAAGAAACUUGUUCCGCUGAGUUCAACCCCAGACAGGCUCACAACUUCCUUCCUGCUUUCCUACCCCCUCCCUCCGCUCUCCUCCUUCUCUCGGCUCCUCUCCCUCUCCUCCUCCUCCUCCUCCUCCUGCUCCUCCUGCUCCUCCUGCUCCUGCUCCUCCGGCUCCUCCUGCUCUCCCCGCCGUUCCGGCCGCACGACGAGAGGGCUCCGCGGUCGUCCCGCGGACCUGGCCGCAGCGCGGAGCGGGGAACGCGGCGCUCCCGGCCCCGAGGGGCGAUAUAACCGCGGGGAGCGCGGGGCUCCGGCGGCGCAGCGCGCCCGCGGAGAUGGCUCCGGCAGCACGCUGCGGCCGGCGGGGCGGCGCGCACUGAGGCGGGCGCGGAGCCUGCGCCAGGCAUCCGUUUUAUGGAGCUGCGGACCAGGACCAGCCCAGCUCCCCGGCUGCUCCCUGGCGAUGCUGCUGAUCCUGGCGUGGAGAGAGCCCCGGCAGCCCCGCUGAGCCCGAGUGCCGAGGCGGCGGCCUGCCUGUGCGCUCCGGCUGACUACUAUGGCUGUGUACUGCUAUGCGCUCAAUAGCUUGGUGAUAAUGAAUAGCAACAGUGAGGUGAAAAGCAGCGGGAGCAAGACACCACCUCCCUCCAGGCAAGCACUGCCCAGGAGCCCCGAGACAGCCGGCAGCUGCUGCCCACUCCCUCCCUUCAGCCCGACCACCGUGUCGCCCCGCUCCCCACGCCUCAGCUCCGCGUUCCUCUUCCCUCCGCCUGAGGAGCCCCCUCCGCAGCUGGUCAGCCCUGGGGGCCGACGGGGCAGCCGGGGAGGAGAUAGGCCGCCAGGCUCCCCUGCAGCACGGCGCCUGCAGCGAGAGCUGCACAACGUCCAGGUGAACCAGAAAGUGGGGCUCUUCGAGGCACACAUCCAGGCACACAGCUCCGGGGCCCACUCGCCGUGGAGCCCUCCGCCAUCCUCUCCUCGGCCUUCUUCGCCCCAGCCAUCCUCACCUCGGCCAUCUUCAUCUUGGCCAUCUUCGCCUCGGCUCUCCUCGCCUCGGCCUUCCUCACCCCGGCCAUCCUCACCCCGGCCUGCCAGCCCCACGGUGCCGAUGAUGGGGCUCGGCACAGGACCCCGGCCACAGGCCUGUGGGGAGAGCGAGGAUCCUGACGCUGGUGGGGCCCAGGAUCGGCCGAGCGUUGCGGGCCUCGUGGUGAUGGAGGGGCAGGCCGUGGGGCAGGCGGUGGGGACGGAGCCAUCAGAUCCCAGCCCGCAGCGAGGUGAGGUGGUGAUGGCCACCUCAGGACUGGAGGGCCAGUACCCAGUCGUUGGUGGUAGCAUUCCCGCCGUCAUCAUCACAGACCUGGGGGGCCCAGAGGAGGAGGCGGGUGCCGUGCCCCCCAGCAGCCUGCCUGUCCGAAAGCUGUCCUCAUCAUCAGCCUCGUCCACCGGCUUCUCAUCAUCCUGGGAGGAGUCUGAAGAGGACAUCUCCAGUGACCCUGAGCGCACCCUGGACCAGGCACCUGCCUUUCUGCAGACUCUGGACCAGCAGAAGCCCCGAGUGAGCAAAUCAUGGCGGAAGAUCAAGAACAUGGUGCACUGGUCCCCGUUUGUGAUGUCCUUCAAGAAGAAGUACCCCUGGAUCCAGCUUGCAGGACAUGCAGGUAGUUUCAAGGCAGCAGCCAAUGGCAGAAUACUGAAGAAGCACUGUGAAUCAGAGCAGCGCUGCCUUGACCGCCUGAUGAACGAUGUCCUGAAGCCCUACGUUCCUGCCUACCACGGGGAUGUCAUGAAGGAUGGGGAGCGAUACAACCAGAUGGAAGAUCUGCUAGCUGAAUUUGACUCCCCCUGCGUUAUGGACUGCAAGAUGGGGGUCAGAACGUACCUGGAGGAAGAGCUGAUAAAGGCCCGGAAGAAGCCGAGCCUGAGGAAGGACAUGUACCAGAAGAUGAUCGAGGUAGACCCCGAUGCUCCCACCGAAGAGGAGAACGUGCUGCGGGCAGUCACCAAGCCCCGCUACAUGCAAUGGAGGGAGACCAUCAGCUCCACUGCCACGCUGGGCUUCAGGAUUGAGGGGAUAAAGAAAGAGGACGGCACUGUGAACCGGGACUUCAAGAAGACACGGACAAAGGAACAGGUCACAGAGGCCUUCAGGGAGUUCACAAGGGGGAACCGCAAUGUGCUGAACAGUUACCUGAACCGGUUGAAGGGGAUCCGUGCCACCCUGGAGACAUCUCCGUUCUUCAAGUGCCACGAGGUAAUAGGGAGCUCCCUCCUCUUCAUUCACGACAAAAAGGAACAAGCCAAAGUCUGGAUGAUCGACUUUGGGAAAACCACCCCGCUGCCCGAGGGACAAGUUCUCCAGCACAACGUGCCCUGGGUGGAAGGGAACAGAGAGGACGGCUACCUCUGGGGGCUGGACAACCUCAUCCAGAUCCUGACAGACUUGUCCCAGAGCGAGGACUUGCAUUAAAGCCCGCGUCCGACUCUGCCACUACCCAAACCUGCCCCCAACUGACUCCUCUGAACUGCACUACAAGACACUUUCCAACCCUUGCCCUUCCAAUUUUAAAGCUAUACUCUCCCUAUUUAAGGUGGUUUUGUUGUGGUUUUAUUUUUUUUUUUAGGGUAUUUCUCCCCCCUCUACAUGUAAAUACAAAGCUAACCUGCCGGAACAAAUGCUGAACUUGAAACCUUGGCUUCACAGAGUUAGUGGCAGCCUGGGAGGGGUUGGUUAGGCGGGCAUGUGCUUUUGCCUCUUGCGCAGCUUGGUUUUCAGGGAACCUUCCACCCAGGUGGCAGUGGAUCAGGGAUGCUGCAGCCGGGCUCUGUGGUGAUGCGGGGCCCUCCCUGCUCCAGCUUCAGAGGCUUCAUCCCAAAAACACCUCUGGUUAUGCCCGGGACCCUCCCGUACAUAGGGGGCAUGAGCAAGGCUUGGAGAUGGUGAAGUGUUCUUGGUGGGGGGUAUUCUGCAGCUGCCUUUGCCAGCACCUUUUGCCGUAGGAAACUGGCUGUGCUGAGUCCUUAAGAGUCACUAGAAAGGCAAGUUUGGGUUUUUCUCUUUGUGUUGGAACCAUCCCCUUAAUCCCGUGGAGGCUGCUCCACCGUUGAUGAGUUACUGCAGGGCCACGUGCUGGGUGCAGGGUCCUAUCAUGGCCAGGUGCUGGCCUCAGCACACCCCUGGCUGCAGUGGUAUGGGGGUGAUGCCAUGAGUUGCUUGGUGAAGAUCCACCUCCAGCUCUCCCCGGCAGGCAUUACCAACCCCCUGCAGGGAAUAAAGGCUUUGCUAGGGCUGCAGGGAGAAAAACAGCAUAGAGGAGACCACCGAAGCCUAAGGCAGCCAACCGGGUUGGCUGCUCUUCAUCUGGUGCACGCUAAGGGCUGUGCUGCUGUGAGGGCUGUGCUGCCACAGGGGCUGUGCUGCCAUCACCUGCUCCUGGCCCAGGACCUCCCUCCUGCCGGCAGCACCUCCAGCAUUCCCCUGGGGUCAGUUUCAUGACCAGCAUGUUACGGGGACAAGCAGCAUUCAAGAUGCCACACCAGCCUUGAUUGGCAAAGCAGGGAGGGAGGAGGCACCCCUGUGCCUUCCCUUUUCUUUUUGAUACGCUUGCAGGCUCCGCUCUCGGCCAUGAGCUCCCCAGCCUGCGUCCGGCCUCCCUGCUCCGAGUCCUGUGAAAACAAGCAGUUCCCUAUUCAGGGCGGAGGCUAUUUUUUGACUUCCUGGAACAUUUGAACUAAGCAGCUUGCUCGCAUCAGCGCUGGCUCGCUAAAGGUCAGCUAUUGACAGACGGCGGGGCUGAGCUGCAGCCCCAGGCCCCACUCAUCCUUCUGCAGGGGCGAUGCUCCGGGGCCGCCCCCUGGCACCGCUCCCUGCUGCAGGUCGGUUUCCGGCAGUGAUGAUGGGGACCAAGGCUCUGUCCCAGGUAUUGAGGUCCUCGAGGUUUGUUUCAGCCCGUAUGUCUCCAUUGGAAAUGGUCGCAGUGCUGCAGCUCCUUGUCAGGCUUUCGGGAGCAGCCCAUGCAGAAGUGCCUUACAGACGUGCCUGUGCUCCCUUAGUGUCACGGAAAAGGUUGGGUUGGUGGUUUGUUGUUCGUUUUUUUUUUUUUUUUUUUUUUUUAAGUUAUAUUUAUUUCAUCCCAUUUUAAUUGCACAAAACACUAAAACCUAAUGCAUGGAAUCCCUGUUGUUUUAACUGUCUUCUCGGUUUUUAAACCAUCCCUUUUCCAGCUUCGGAGAAAGGAUUUGAACAGAUAUGCUUAGAUAUGUACCAGUUAUUGCUGUACUUUAGCUCUGAGUUGCUCUUAUAUAUAUAUAUAUAUUAAUUUUUAAGCCUGUUUAUAAACCGGAUCCCUCACUUGGUGGCUUCAAAAGAAGCGAACUGUUUCUCUCAGAUGCCCUUCCUGGAGGCCGGGAUGGUUGUUGUGAGCUGCUCCCCACCUCCCACCUCCCCUUUGGACCAUUGGGUAACUGCUCUGGAACACCAACGCACAGUGCCUGUACCAAACUCCUGUAACGUUCCCAAUAAAGGCCUAUGGGAAGCA
Molecule: messenger RNA, 17696 nt
Organism: Gallus gallus (chicken)
Lineage: Eukaryota; Metazoa; Chordata; Aves; Galliformes; Phasianidae
Gene: ITPKC
Product: inositol-trisphosphate 3-kinase C
Exons: 13
Coding region: 13715-15628 (637 amino acids)
Biological process (GO): inositol phosphate biosynthetic process
Cellular component (GO): cytoplasm; nucleus
Molecular function (GO): inositol tetrakisphosphate kinase activity; inositol-1,4,5-trisphosphate 3-kinase activity
Source: RefSeq, a predicted model, not a curated record